UGCUGGGGUCCUAGUUGUUGAGUAAGCCUUCAUUAUAUAAAACAUCUUCUACCUCCCCCAGCAGCCAUUAAAGGGGGUUUCACACACACACACAAUUUUGUGGCAGUAUAUUCCAGAUAAAGACAUAAGUGGAUUCAAACGUAAUUGGAAACAUAAAAUGAUAUAUACUUCUUUGUGCUGAAUCCACUUCCGGCUUUAACUUUUUUUUUUUUAAAUCGAAUGGAAACUUGCUACAAAACGCGGUGUGUGAACCCUCUCUUUCCCAGCCACAACGAUAUCCUUACAAGUGGUGAGCUGAUUAAAACUAGGGAUUACAGCUGUACCGGUCACGGCUCGAACCCUCAGAGCCCGCCGUUUCUCCUUACAAAGCACUGCGUCACAACGCAGCAUUUUUUAACAUACAGUACAGCAGUGGGAAGAGACCAUUCAAACCCCGCCCUCCUGUGAUUGGCGGAAAAACAAUCAUGAAGCGUCGUGCGCAAGCGCGCAAAGCUGUUGGCCAGGCCCGGCGUGGAGCUGAUGGGGAUAGGUCUGACACAACGGAACUUUGUCACGUGGGGCGUCGUCUGCCGGCGCGGAGGUCGCUGGAGUCCAAGAUGGCGGCGGAGCUUGUGGAAGCGAAGAACAUGGUGAUGAGCUUUCGGGUGUCAGAUCUGCAAAUGCUUCUGGGAUAUGUUGGACGCAGUAAAAGUGGUUUGAAACAUGAGCUUGUAACUCGUGCAUUGCAACUCGUACAGUUUGAUUGCAGCCCUGAAGUCUUCAAGAAAAUAAAGGAGCUUUAUGAGACUAGGUAUUCAAAAAAGGCCACUGAUGUUGUCCCCACUGCCCCAGUGCCACCACCGCAUCGAUCACCAGACUCUUUGGCUGUCCAUCCAUCUUACGAUCAUGGAACCCAAGGCCCAAGGACUUCUCUUUCUCCAGCUAAUAUGGACUACACGGCCCUCUAUGGCAAACAUGUUAAUGGCCUUUCUCGAUUACCUCCCAAAAUAAUGACCAAACCUGAGGUUCGACUUGUGAAGCUGCCCUUUUACGAUGUAGUGGAUGAACUUUUAAAGCCAACGGAGCUUGUUGCACAGAACAAUGAAAAGCUCCAAGACAGUCCUUGUGUCUUUGUACUGUCUCCAAGACAAGUGGACCUAAUAAAGAAUUCAAGGGACUUACAUCCUGGCACCAAAUCUGUUCAAGUUGUCUUGAGGAUUUGUUACACUGACACAAGCUGUCCGCAAGAGGAUCAGUACCCUCCUAACAUUGCUGUAAAGGUCAAUCACAACUAUUGUUCAGUGCCAGGCUACUACCCCUCCAAUAAACCUGGUGUUGAACCCAAGAGGCCAUGUCGCCCAAUAAAUCUUACCAAUCUAAUGUAUCUGUCUUCAGCUAGCAACAAAGUAACAGUCACAUGGGGAAACUAUGGAAAGAGUUAUUCGGUGGGCUUAUAUUUGGUGAGACAGAGAACCUCAUCUGAACUAUUACAACGUUUAAAAACCAUUGGAGUUAAACACCCAGAAUUGUGCAAGACCCUUGUAAGGGAAAAGCUGCGUCUAGACCCAGACAGUGAGAUUGCUACCACUGGCGUCAGAGUUUCACUUAUCUGUCCGCUUGUGAAGAUGCGCUUAACUGUACCUUGUAGAGCAGAGACCUGUGCUCAUCUGCAGUGCUUUGAUGCAGUCUUCUAUCUUCAAAUGAAUGAAAAGAAGCCAACGUGGACCUGCCCUGUGUGUGACAAACCGGCUCAGUAUGAUCAGCUUAUAAUUGAUGGACUUCUGUCAAAGAUCCUCAGUGAGUGUAAGGAUGCAGAUGAAAUAGAAUUUUUGGUUGAUGGUUCUUGGCGUCCAAUAAAAGCUGAAAAAGAGAGAAGCUGCAGUCCAGUCUGUCCUAUUCUUGAUUUAGGUUCUCCAGAAAUGACAGCAAAGGUUCCCCCUCCAAGCAGCGCAGUGUCAACUGAGAAUGGAAAACCUGGGCCAGAUGUGGUGGAUCUGACACUGGACAGCUCUUCGUCUUCAUCGUCCUCCUCUGAAGAAGACGAAGAAGAGGAGGAGGAGGACCGCCCAGCACAUAAGAGACGCUGCUUUGAGAAAGGGAUUUUAUCAGCUUGCUGACCCCUUCCUGCUUUCUUACUAUGGACUUGGACCUUAAAAUAGAAAAUUAACGCAGCUGGGUGCUGUUGUCCCCUCUUCCUACCAAGACCUGUAUGCAUCGCGAAGUUUGCAAUCCCUUCUACUUGUACAAUUUAGGAGGCAUAGAACAUCAUGUUGACCUGCAGUGGGUUAAUAUUCUUUUUGUCUUCACCCCUCCCCCUUUUUUUAUUUUAAUUUUUUUUUUAUAAAUGUAUAUUGGAAGUUGGUCCAGGGGAGAAAAUCAUUCCAUGCCUCCUUAUCAACCACUCUCCUUGCCUUGAGAAACAAGUUUAAAGUGCAGACUUUUCUCCCCCUUAUGCUCUCAUGUAUUAGCAGUGAGGGGGCACAGUAGUAAAGUAAAAUAUUUGGAGCAGUUGGGUUGUCAUUGAAGGGAUGUUAAUGUUUUAGUGAAAAAUUAAAGGCAAAAAGAUUAAUACUGUAAAUAUCUAUUUAGAGAUGAACCUGGAUGAUGACUGAGCCAUUGUGGAAUGGAGGAAAGAAUAUGGCCAGCUCAAUAUACUAAUUUCUCACUUCCUACAGAUUUAUAGGAGGUGCAGUUUUAUUUGUUCUAUUUAGUAAUAUGCAAAAACUGGGGUGUGUUUAGAUUUUUGUAACUGAGGGGUGGGAGAGGGGUUUACAUAAUGCUUUCAAUCAAACUACCUCUCUGCUAUUCAGGUUUUUGUUUCUGUGCUAGUUAGGGGAGGGGUUAAUGCUGCUCUAUACUUUCUUUCUCCUCCCCACAAUGACCCCUUAAGAACCUUCACUCUGCUGCCCCCCUCACUCCAUAUACAACUUUUUACUCGUCAUCGAAAACUUCUCCACAGCCAUUUUUUUUUUUCUGUUUCCAAAUUACAGCUAUAACCCCCAGUGCCCCAGCACCAUUGCCCCCCAAUCUCCAACUUUAUAAACAAAUGUAUUGCACUUGUUAAAAUUCAUAGGGAUAGGAAGUCCGAGUAAUCCACUUCCAGCUGAGUCUCAGCAUACGUCACAUAAGGAGCAAACAUAUUUUCAAGGAUUUCCUGGUCUCUCCACAGCUUUUAGGAGCCUCUGAAACAUCUUACUAGAUCUUAAAUAUAUUCUCUUAUUUUCAUUCUCUAUAGUCAUACAUGGUUAGGUAAUCAGGUCUUAUUUGUAUACUGUUUGUCGAUAAGUCCUGAAUGGUUAACAGAUGUUUGCCUCUCAGGUAGUUUUUCGGUCAUGUUCUUCACUUGACCAUCAUCUCAUAAAAUCUGCUCAUAAAAAUACAGCUUGUUCUGUCACAAUUGUGAAACUCACUGUAGCUCUAAAAUUUAAUCAGGUUUUAAAGGAAACCUGUCAUUACUUUUAUGCUGCGCAAACCCUGGGCAGCCCCUAGCAGCUUCUUCCUGCCCUACCGUAUAUGUUUAUGGAUCGUUCUCAAAGUAUUGCGAAUCAAUGCCAGCAGCCUAGGCAGAAACCCCUCCCCACAUGACUUGAUGUUCAGGCAGUAUGAAAGUGACAGUUUUCCUUUUAAAAUGGUUGCAAAUCAUGCUUAGCAUAAUGUACACCUGUAACAAAAAGCUGGAUCUGCAUGUAAACAAGCAGUUGGCAUUCAGACCUGAUUAUGGGUGCUUCCUGCAUGGAGCAAUACAUAGCUCUAGUGAAAAUUGAGUGUGUCAUUGUCAAGAUAAAAAAGUGUAACAAAACAUAAUUGUUACACUGUUUUUGUGUGGUUUUUUUUUAGUUUUUUUUUUCUUAUUGGCUUUGAAGUCACAUCAAUGUAACUCAAUCUUCCUCCUGGUCCUCCACUUCAGUUUCAUAGUUGCACUUAGCACUUAUUGGAGGUCCUAGGAAUAACAGUGCCAGCAAUAGCCUGAGUGUAUUUAAUUGUAUUGCCAGCUUUUUAAUAUCAUCAUAUUUUUGAAUAAUCACCUAGUACAGGCACUGUUAGAGAU
This is a messenger RNA of Hyla sarda, 4027 nucleotides long. It is a transcript of the gene PIAS4, whose product is annotated as protein inhibitor of activated STAT 4. Gene Ontology annotation, biological process: regulation of transcription by RNA polymerase II; protein sumoylation. The record is from RefSeq and is a predicted model, not a curated record. NCBI's taxonomy places the organism in Eukaryota, Metazoa, Chordata, Amphibia, Anura, Hylidae. Gene Ontology annotation, molecular function: transcription coregulator activity; zinc ion binding; SUMO ligase activity. The transcript is spliced from 11 exons. The coding region runs from base 465 to 2096 and encodes 543 amino acids.